AUGAAAAAUCAUUAAUAAUAGUUCACAUUAGUAGAGUCUCUUAAUAAUUAAAAAAAGAAAAAACUAUUAAAGGAAAGUUCAAUAAUAAAAUCAAAUAAAGAAUAAUUAAAGAAAAAUAAUAAUACAUUGUAAAAUAAAUAGGAAUAAGCAAAAUAGGGAGAGAAUUACUAUAAUUUUUUGAUUGAAGAAAAGAAGAUACAGAGAUAACAACUUUAAUCAUAGGGAUUAAUGUUUUCAGAUUAAAAUUUGGGAUUGUAUAUAGCUAAUGAAAAAUAAUCAAUCAACUAUGGAGUUAUGAGUAGAAAGAGAAGGAAUAUCAAAAACAUUGAUUCAAAUUUAGUUUUUCAGAAGACAUCAAGCAAGAAUGAAAGUUCUGUUGAAAAUGAUAGUAUAAGUAAGAUAUAAAAAUUGAAGGAAAAGAUGAAUUUAGUUAAUGAAUCAUAACUACUAGUUCAAGAUAACGAUAUAAUGUCCUCUUUAUAAAUUAAACCUAUAUAAAGUAAUUUCACCAAUUUAUAUUCCCCUAUAAAAUUUCCUUUGAAAUAGAAAUCAACAUCAUAAUAUAUAAAGAAAAAUGAAGAAGGCUUGCUACAAUCUCCUAUUGACAAUUAUAUUUUAAAAAAGUUAGAAAAAAUAGCUGAAGGAAAUAAAGAAUAGUAGCCAAUUUAAUAAUUUUCUCCUGAAAGAGUACUUUUUCAAAAUAAAUUAGGCAUAAAUAAGAAAAAUUAAAAAACUUUUACCAAUUCAAUCAUUGACUAGAUAAAAAUAUUCUUUUUUUGGUGAAAUGAAUUAAUAGAGAAAUUCAGUAGACUUUUAAUCUGAACAAUGUCGAGAUAAUGUAAAUAAUUUAUAUAAUUAUAAAUUUAGAAUUCUUUAGAUUAUAUUAAAUAAUAAUCUAAUUAAUAAUUGUCAUAGAUUUAUAAUUAAUUAAAAUAAUUAAGUUCAAAUAGAUACUAAAGUAUAAAAAGUAUUGACAUAUUUUGA
Paramecium sonneborni is the source of this 984-nucleotide messenger RNA. Lineage: Eukaryota; Ciliophora; Oligohymenophorea; Peniculida; Parameciidae. The record is from the annotation of a GenBank genome assembly.